ACGAGGUGAGACAGACCAAUAAGAACGUCCCAAUGACGUUUUUUAGCAAAAGUUUCUCAAUUUACAUGAAAUAAAACAUAAUUCAGAAAGUCCUUUUCCCUUUCUCUCCCCCGUUUUUUUUUAUAUACCUUUUUAAAUAAUUAAAAAAAACAUAUAUCAUUAUGGGUAUACAAGGUGAAGAUGAAGCUACUGUUCUGUCGUCCUCUCAGUCAUUACUGAGUCAUAGACACAAAGGGUACCAAACAUUAGAUCCCUCGUACGAAUGGAAUGUCGAAAUCGAUGUAAAAGGACAAGUCGAUACGGGAGACUCUGUUGAUGAUAAAUUUUCAAUUCAUAAAUUAAUGCAAUAUACCGGCCCUGGUUGGCUAAUGGCCAUUGCCUAUUUGGAUCCUGGUAACCUGGAGUCUGAUCUGCAAUCAGGUGCGGUUGCAGGCUGUAAACUUUUAUGGUUACUAUUCUGGUCUCAUGCAGCAGGUUUGGCAAUGCAAAUUCUUUCGGCUCGAUUGGGUGUAGUAACACAAAAUCAUCUGGCUCAACUCAUCCGAAAAAAUUACAGUCGAUCUUCCUCCACCGCCAUUUGGUUAUUCACACAAAUGGCUAUUAUCGGCUCGGAUAUUCAAGAGAUCAUAGGUACUGCUAUUGCAAUUAAAAUUAUUUUUGGAACAAGGUUAUGGGUGGGAGUGUUGAUAACAGCAUCCGACACAUUUUUAUUCAUGUGGCUACAACAAUAUGGCGUACGAAAAAUUGAGAUUUUUUUCAUGACAUUAAUCGGUAUCAUGAUUGCUUGCUUUUGGAUCGAAAUGUUUGUUUCAAAACCAAAUAUUGAAAUGAUCUUGAAAGGUAUCCUGGUACCUCAGAUACCAAAGGAAGUUACGGUACAAGCAGUGGGAAUGGUGGGUGCUGUAAUUAUGCCACACAACAUGUUUCUGCAUAGUGCCCUGGUCAUGUCCCGCAAUAUAGGAACUGUGCCAACCGACAAGAAAAAGAAGGAGGCAAAUUAUUAUUUUGCAAUCGAGUCUGCAUUAGCUCUGUUUAUAUCCUAUUUGAUCAAUCUAGCCAUCGUUGUUGUAUUUGCUCAGGUCUUUUACAAACCGGGACAAGCGCUGAUGGAAUUACCAGGAUUAUAUGAUGCAUCGGAAGUGCUAUCGAAAACCUUGGGAAAGAACGCCAAAUAUUUUUGGGCUUUAGGAUUAUUGGCAGCCGGACAAUCAUCAACCAUGACUGGAACAAUGGCAGGACAAUAUGUUGUUGAGGGCUUUUUAGGAGCUAUAUUUAAAAAACAAUGGCAUCGUAUCGCAUUAACUCGGUCCAUUGCCUUAAUUCCGAGUAUGCUUGUAGCCGUUUUGGCUGUGGAUCAUUUUGAUACGAUGGGUGAAUUUUUAAACGUCUUACAAAGUCUUUGCCUUCCCACCGCUAUUAUACCUAUUUUAAAGCUAACAGCGUCUAGUCAAAUCAUGACUCAUACGUUCAAGAAUUCGAGAAUAACCAACUAUGUGUGUUGGAUGAUUUCUUUUAUAGUCAUUGGAUUCAAUGUGUACCUAUUCUUUAACUACCUUCAAGAACUACAUUGGCCACUGUAUGCUGUUCUAUUCAGUAUAAUUUAUUUCUCAUUUGUGCUUUAUUUGAUAUGGAUCCCUCUUGAGGUUUCAGAAACAAAAGAAUCUAGAUUGGAUUCUGAGGAAGAGUCAAGCUUAUAGAUAAGGCGUAUCAUGUUCAUCCCCAAACUUUUCCUUUCUUUUUUUCUUUUACUAUUUAUUCCUGCAUUCUAAUUUCAUCCUAUAUUUAUAUAUUGAAGUCUUUCUUUUUAUUUCAAAAAAAAUAAUUAGAAAAAUAAAACAACACUUUUUUUAAUGAUA
Mucor mucedo is the source of this 1856-nucleotide messenger RNA. Its product is annotated as natural resistance-associated macrophage protein-domain-containing protein. The record is from RefSeq and is a predicted model, not a curated record. Lineage: Eukaryota; Fungi; Mucoromycota; Mucoromycetes; Mucorales; Mucoraceae. Gene Ontology annotation, molecular function: manganese ion transmembrane transporter activity; cadmium ion transmembrane transporter activity. Bases 162 to 1697 code for a protein of 511 amino acids. The transcript is spliced from 7 exons. Gene Ontology annotation, biological process: metal ion transport. Gene Ontology annotation, cellular component: membrane.